Messenger RNA from Piliocolobus tephrosceles (Ugandan red Colobus), 1597 nucleotides. RefSeq names its product zinc finger MYND-type containing 12 (gene ZMYND12). The coding region runs from base 429 to 1196 and encodes 255 amino acids. The transcript is spliced from 7 exons. The record is from RefSeq and is a predicted model, not a curated record. Gene Ontology annotation, molecular function: protein binding. NCBI's taxonomy places the organism in Eukaryota, Metazoa, Chordata, Mammalia, Primates, Cercopithecidae.
ACUGUACGGGCCUUCAUGGACUUGGACUCCUGGGGAGUCCUUUCUUGGCCAUUUGACCCGUGGGACAUGUGGGUUUUGUGCUUCUUUUUAUUUCUUUCUUUCCCUUUUUCAACUUCAGCGAUAGACUCAGAUGUUAGUCGAGUCACGUCCCACCGCCCUCUGCCCUUGAAAUGCUGGCAAGUACGCGGGCCCGCGAUUGUCACGUGACGCCGGGGUUCAGCGUAUCCUUGCCGGGCAACCGUCUUAGAGACCAGCAUCGCUGGCUGCAACAUGAAUGUGAUCUAUCCACUGGCGGUCCCCAAGGGGCGCAGGCUCUGCUGUGAGGUGUGCGAAGCCCCAGCCGAGCGGGUGUGCGCGGCCUGCACAGUCACUUAUUACUGUGGGGUGGUACAUCAGAAAGCUGACUGGGACAGCAUCCAUGAGAAAAUAUGUCAGCUCUUGAUUCCACUGCGCACUUCCAUGCCCUUCUACAAUUCAGAGGAAGAACGGCAGCAUGGCCUGCAGCAGCUGCAGCAGCGGCAGGUCUGGGCCGAAUCAUUCAGGCUGAAGAAUAUCUAUUCCAAGCCCAGUGGACAGUCCUCAAAUCAACUGACUGUAGUAAUGCCACCCACUCUUUACUGCAUCGGAACCUGGGACUUCUCUAUAUAGCUAAGAAAAACUAUGAAGAAGCCCGUUAUCAUCUGGCCAAUGAUAUUUAUUUUGCCAGUUGUGCAUUUGGAACAGAGGACAUUAGGACUUCAGGAGGCUACUUCCACCUGGCUAAUAUAUUCUAUGACCUUAAAAAGUUGGACCUGGCAGACACAUUGUACACCAAGGUCUCUGAGAUCUGGCAUGCAUAUUUGAACAAUCACUAUCAAGUCCUCUCACAGGCUCACACCCAACAAGUGGAUUUACUGGGCAAACUAUUUGAGAAUGACACUGGCUUGGAUGAAGCCCAAGAAGCAGAAGCCAUUCGCAUCCUAACUUCAAUCUUGAACAUUCGAGAAUCUACAUCUGACAAAGCCCCUCAAAAAACUAUCUUUGUUCUGAAGAUCCUGGUCAUGCUUUACUACCUGAUGAUGAAUUCUUCAAAGGCACAGGAAUAUGGCAUGAGGGCCCUCAGUCUAGCCAAAGAACAACAGCUUGAUGUCCAUGAGCAAAGCGCCAUUCAAGAGUUAUUAAGUCUCAUUUCAACUGAAGACCGUCCCAUUACUUAGUGACCCAUGAGCUCUGCAUCAAGGGUUAUUCCAGGGGCUACGGAACGUCGAUAUUCCAGCCCUGCACAACUGCUUUGAGGUACUGUAGACAGCUGAAGUUUCCACCUUCUUCCCCUGGGAUUGCACACAUAGCUGUUAUUUUUUUCUUACACAGCAUAUUGUGGGAAUAUAAAGCUUUAGGCACAGAAAUCAGUAAAAACUGUGUUUGUCAUGACCUUUGUACUUGAUUUAUCAUGAUUUUGUGUGACUAAUAUGUAGUCAGAUCACUAAUAUGGUAUUUGUAAUUAAACUACAAAUAGUUUGUCAUUUUCCCAGAAGUCUCCCAAUGAUGCAUGUUUCAUACACUUUUGCUAAAGGAGGGGUAAAGGAGGGGGUAGGGAAUAAAGCUAUAUUGGAGCAAA